Molecule: messenger RNA, 444 nt
Organism: Helianthus annuus (common sunflower)
Lineage: Eukaryota; Viridiplantae; Streptophyta; Magnoliopsida; Asterales; Asteraceae
Exons: 1
Coding region: 1-444 (147 amino acids)
Source: RefSeq, a predicted model, not a curated record
AUGGAGAUGGAUAAAAUCCCUGCGGCAGCUGCGCUUAAGAGAAGAAAUAUUCAGAUUGAUAACGAUUCGUGCCCGUUCUGUAACUCGAAUGAAGAAACUGUUGAGCAUGUGUUUAUCGGCUGUCUUUCGGCUUCGAUUGUGUGGAAUUUCAUUAGCUCAUGGUGCAAGAUUCCAAGUAUUUUCGCUUUCUCUCUUAAAGACCUUCUCUCUAUCCAUAAAGAGCUUAGUGCUUCCGAUAAAAAGAAAGAGGCGGCCCAAGGGAUUAUGUCGAUUGCUUGUUGGAGUCUCUGGCGAGCUAGGAACAAUACUAAGUUUUUCAACUUUCCGUUCAAGAUUGAUAGAAUUAUUAGCGAAAUCAAGGCUUUGGGAUAUUUGUGGUUUGUAAAUAGAUCUAGAUAUAAAGAGGUAGAAUGGGGGGAUUGGUGUUCCUUUGUUAAUAUGUAA